AUGACCAUAGCCACAUUUGAACUCGUGGAAUACUCCACAAGGAGCGAAGUCCCCUUCGAGACUGGCGAUGACCGAGGAAACGGUGCAUCCGCUACAGUCUAUGAAGCAAGAAGAAGAAGCAAGACGAAAACAACCGAGUACAUCUUCGCCGCAAAAGUAUUCUAUCUACCACCAAACCACAAACACCGGGAGCUCCAAAGGGCCAAAAUCCAACAUGAGGCCGAUUUGAUUCUCAAGGCAAGGCAUGAGCAUACAAUCUCACUAGUUACUACAUACAUAUUCAACAACAAGGUCUAUAUCAUCAUGGAACCUCUUGCAGACCAAAAUCUUGAGAAUUACCUAUAUAAUACUAUAGCUCAGGAACCUGUCAGACGCCAAAGACAGCAGAAUCAGAUCCUCUCCUGGUUCGGAUGUUUGAUUAGUGGCUUAGCGUAUCUGCAUGAAUUACUCAUUCGCCAUCGAGAUAUCAAGCCUCAGAAUAUCCUGAUUCACGGCGACCGUGUCCUAUUAGCAGAUUUUGGCAUUGCGACUGACAACCAAACGAUGACUGUUUCGGGGAGUACUACUGCUGGCGGAACUGAUUUAUAUAGACCUCCGGAAUGGAAGCAGAUACGUCCUGGUGUCUGGACACGUCCAGGAAGAUCCGGAGAUGUAUUCUCUCUGGGAGCUGUGUUUUUGGAUAUGCUACUGGUCUAUUCUGGUCAGACGCUUAGUGCAGUGUGUGAUAUUGACGGUAGACAUCUUGUAUACCGAGACCAUUCGGAUAGGUGGCUAUCGGAACUUGGCAGCUUACCUUUGCCGGAUGUUGAGUGGUAUUCGACAAUGCUUCUUGUUUGUCGGAGUAUGUUGCAAAUAUUUCCUGAAGAGCGUCCGCGCGUGGAGGAUUUGAAGGUGUGUUGGGCUUAUCAACCCUUUCGAGUUGUUCCUGCCGCGCACUGCGGUUGUCAUGCGAACAUUGAACUGGCAGCAAAGGAUGCAAGUGACGUUCUGAUGAGCGCGUGUAGCAGAGGAUAUGAGUACGUUGUGCGAAUUAUGUUGCAGAGAGGGUUUAAUGUCAAUCUGAAGGACACCGUAACCGGUACAACAUUGCUUUCAUGCGCAGCUAGCAGUGGAAUGGAAAAUGUGGUAAAGUUUCUCAUUGAAAAUGGGGCAGACCUUGAAGAAACGGAUAUAUAUGGCCGUACAGCACUGUCAUGGGCUGCAGAAAGAGGUUACCAGGAAGUGACACAGCUUCUUCUGAACAACGGUGCAAUGGCACUAGGCACGGAUAGUACCGGCCGUACAGCGUUAUCUUGGGCCGCUGGGAACGGUCAUGAAUCGGUAGUUGAGCUUCUUCUCGAAAACGGUGCCAAGAUCCAAGACAUGGAUAAGACUGGACGUACAGUACUCUCAUGGGCUGCUCAGAGUGGCUCUAGGGCAGUGGUGGAACUCCUUCUGCAGGAGGGCGCGGAAAUUGAAGGGAAGGAUGAGGAUGGACAUACAGGACUUUCUUGGGCUGCCCAGCAUGGUCGCCUGGCAGUGGUAGAGCUUCUCCUACAGAAGGGGGCUAAGUUUCAGACAGUGGAUGACACGGGACGUACGGCACUCUCAUGGGCUUUUAAAAGGGGUCAUCAGGCUGUAGUGGAGCUUUUACUUCAACACGCUGCGAAUGACACCACUGCAGAUGCUUCUGGAGAAACAUUAGUAGCGCCAAAUACUGAGAUUAGCCUACACGGGAUGAGCAGGAUCCAGAAACUGUAUGGGAAGGAUAAUGUUGACCUAUCGGUCCGAGGUGUCAAUGCAGUCCCAAUGAGCCAAGAGACAAGAUCUGGAACCCCAUUGAGUAUUGGACAAGGAUACGUGCAAGUCAUGGUAAUGAGAGGAAGGAAAGAGGACUACGAUAAACUUUCUGUGCUAUGGAGAGCCAUUGCACUCGGAGACAGCCUGACAGCAAAUGGUAUACUAGACGAAAGCCCAAAUAUCCAAGCGCCAAACACAGUGGGUCAGACCGUAUUGUGCUGGGCAGCUGAGCAUGGAAGCAAUGCCAUGGUGGAAUUGCUUCUCGAUCGCGGAAUAGACUGCGAGUUUCCGAGUUACGACGGGCAAACGCCAUUAUCGUGGGCCGCUGGUUACGGAAGAGAUUCCACAGUGAGGCUGUUGCUUGCUCGAGGAUCUUGCAUCGAAAGACGCAGUAAAAAUGGUCAAACGCCGCUGUCAUGGGCCGCGAUGUGCGGACAAGUCUCUACGGUGGAACUACUUCUCGAGAAGGGAGCUGAUAUAGAAAGUCGAAGUAUCAGCGGUCAGACACCGCUGUCUUGGGCGGCGAUGUACGGUCAGAGGGACACGGUUGGGCUACUCCUAGAGAAAGGGGCAGAUCUUGAUACUCGGAGCAACAACGGGAAGUCAUCGCUGUUAUGGGCUCUGGAGAAGGGUCAUGAAGCUACCGCAGACUUAUUGCUUGCAAAGGGGGCUAGUAUUCAAGAUCCAUCGAUUUAUGGUUGGGCAUCACUAUUUCGGGCCCUCGAGUCCGGUCAAACUGAGGCACUGCAAUCAUUACUCGACAGGAAUUUCAACAUCAAUGAGCGAAAUGCUCUCGGACAGACUCCGCUUGCCUGGGCAGCUGAGCGAGGCAGAGACCCCAUAAUAAAAAUGCUGCUUGACAAAACCCCUGACCUCGAGGCGAGGAGCAAUAACGGCCAGACGGCAUUAUCCUGGGCUGCAGCAUAUGGACAAGUUUCCGCGGUCAGAUUAUUACUCGACCACGGUGCAAAUAUUGAAACUCAAAGCAGCAGCGGCCAGACACCGCUGGCCUGGGCUGCAAUGCAUGGGAGGGUGGCCACUGCAAUGAUACUCCUUGAAGCAGGCGCGAAUACUGAAAAUCAGUGUCGCGAUGGGAAGACACCCCUGUUAUGGGCCCUGGCGAAGGGACAUGACGCAACAGUGGAUCUUUUGCUUCUGAGCGGUGCUAGUAUCAACUUUCAUACCAAAGAUGGCCGGAAAGUCGGAUACAAGCUCGUGUAG
Messenger RNA from Talaromyces amestolkiae, 3000 nucleotides. RefSeq lists its product as uncharacterized. The record is from RefSeq and is a predicted model, not a curated record. Bases 1 to 3000 code for a protein of 999 amino acids. The transcript has a single exon. NCBI's taxonomy places the organism in Eukaryota, Fungi, Ascomycota, Eurotiomycetes, Eurotiales, Trichocomaceae. Gene Ontology annotation, biological process: protein phosphorylation. Gene Ontology annotation, molecular function: ATP binding; protein binding; protein kinase activity.